Vespa velutina is the source of this 4566-nucleotide messenger RNA. RefSeq lists its product as uncharacterized. Lineage: Eukaryota; Metazoa; Arthropoda; Insecta; Hymenoptera; Vespidae. The transcript is spliced from 3 exons. Bases 1897 to 2958 code for a protein of 353 amino acids. The record is from RefSeq and is a predicted model, not a curated record.
UUCGUUAAUCGUCGUCAAUCUUCGUCAAUUCUAACUAGUUCCUCUGCCAUUUUCAAACUCGUCGUUCAAGUAAAAUGUUACCGUUGUGUAAUCUAUUUUUCAUUUUAUUUAGUCAUCCGCUUCUAUUUUAAUAUGUGGCACAGUUUGUCCAGAUGUUAUUUGUACUUUUGGUUUUGGUAUUUGAGCUUUAACCGUGGUUGUGCCUGUUGGUGCUAUAAAAGAUAUAAAACAUAACAAGUUAAAAAAACAAAUAGUACUAAUAUUAUUGUAAAAUCGUUUUGAUAUAUAAAUAAUACGUUUCAUCUUACAUAUUCGUGCUCUCAAUGAAAUGUGGUAAGACGGGAUAGUUGAAUGGGAUUGAAGGACAUGAAAGUGAUCUAGGGAAUACAUAUACAUAUACAUAUAUAUAUAUAUAUAUAUAUGUGUCAUAUUAAAUUUAAAAUAUGUCGUUUAUAUCGCUAAACAUGCUGUGAGUAAUAUAAAGUUAUAUAAUUAAGUAUUAUACCUGUUGAAAAUUUUAAUAUCGGCUUUGGUAUAGAUAUUGUUUGAGUUCGAGCAACAGUAGUCAAAGUGCCUGGUCUUUUGACUAUUGAAAGACCAGUCUUACUUCCUUCUACUUUGAUCCUGGAUUGUACUCCAGAUAUAUUAUUACCAACUAAUGAAUGCAUAGCCUUCGAAACAGUUUUCUUUGUAGCAUUCUUCAAUUUGUAAUUUGUUGCAUUCAAACAAUAUCUAUCAGGUGGUAACCUUAGACCAUUGUUUGGUUUAACGAAUGGUAACGGUAUAUUAUUCUUGGCACGAGCCACAUCUAAUAAUACUUCUCUUGGUGGUGGAUUUGUAAAAGUACGUUCCAACUGCAUUUUCACGGCCAAUCUUACGUCAUCUAAAUCGGUAAACUUCUUUUUAGCAUGAUUCGCAUAUAUUCUACUAUCGUCUAAUAUACACGUAACAUAACCUAAAAACGCAUUAAGAAUGAAACGAUAUAUUCUUAAAAUUAGAAAUUAGUACGAAUACAAUUAAAACACUUACGAUAUGUGAAUUCAAGUAAUUGAUUAAUGACUUUUGGUUCAUAAUCCGUGAUUCCCAUAUCUUUCAUAAUCGACAUAAUAACUUGAGCGUCUUUUGGAAUGUGUUUUACGUGACUCAUUGUUUUAGAUUUUUCAGUCAUUUCAUACGAACGAAUGACUGCUGCGAAUAACGCACUUUAUUGAAACUAAAUGUUACAAUAAAAUACACUUUCUUCUUACAUUAAUGUUGAGAUACAAUCACAUAAUGUUCACGUGUGAAAGUGUUAAAGACAAAAUAACGUUGUUGUUACUUGAAAAGAUAAACAUGCUAAACCAACAAUAAACAAAUUCCAUGGUUGCCACCUAAACUGAAGAAGACGUUAUUAGGCUUCUCUUCGUUCAUAAUGUUUAUCAUCCUGACAAUAAUAUAAGAAUAAACUACACUUUUUCGUUUCUUUUUUUAGUUACUAUCAAAAUUAAGGAGAAAAGACAUAAAUUUUUAGAUUGGUACGAGAACAGUUUAUGAAUUGAGAAGUUGGCAUCCCUUAUACAAUAAGGUUAGGUGUAGCUUAUGGAGACGUAGCUUAUGCGAUGAGUUAGUUGUGUCCGUCUGUUUGUUUUGGGAAAAUCUUUGUCUACUGAAAAUCUAGAUCUUUCGAUAAUCCCCUCUGUGAGUAGGGAGUGGUAGAAUACUCCCACAGUACUCCCUGCUUGUCAUAAGAGGCGACUGUGUGAAUGGUGUGUGAAUGUCUUGUACGGCUAUUUCUUUCUUUGUUCUUCUGUCAUCUCUUUCUCUAUUCUUUCUCUCUCUCUCUCUCUAACUUCCUUCCAUUCCUUUCCAUUUCUUUCCUUUGGGGAGCUUGCCUCCCAAUAAUAUUAGUACUUUUUCAUGGAUAGAACAUCUACAGUUAUAAGCGGGCGUGGAAGGGACACCCACGCCACGAUGAUGUCAGGUAAUAGUAGGGCAGGCAACCCGCCGUCGUCAACCAGCAACUGCCAGGAGCUCGGGGUAGGCAACCUGACCCCAGCUCUGGAUACUGCAUCAGGAAGGACACCACAGGUAGGCGACCUGGCCUGCAGUGUAUCUACUGCGCCAGGAAGGGUAGUAAGGGAAGAAACCCUGGGUGAAUGGCAAAGGGCUGCCAGGGCUGUUGAGAGGAUGCAGCGCUCUGGCUCGAUGUCACCUAUCCUGGUGAAAAUGGACAAAUGUGCGAGGCCCCUGACCUCAGAGGAAGAGGAGUUAAGGGUAGACUUGGUCGGGUUGAAUAAGCAAGGACCGGUAAAGACCCCGGUAACUGGUAUGGAGACUGACAGGUUGCUGGAACGCAUGAGGAACUGUAUCCUAAAAGCCGAAAACGGGAGGAGAAGAUACUACAAGAACAUUGAGGAUGAAGCUUCAGAAGAGAUGAAACAUUGCUAUAAUAAGAUACUGGAAAUGAUUGAAAUCCUAAGGGAGAGGCUUCCAAUUGAAGCAGGUGAUUCUAUUUCAAAGAAGGAGGCCAUAGAACUGCGCAAUAGGUUGGCGAACUUGAAAGAAAAAAAUACCUGUCUCGAGAAAGAACGUAGGAAACUACUAUUAAACUCCUUAGCUGCGAGGAACCAAACAACGACCCGAGAUACUGCAGCUCCUGAUCUCUGCAGAGAAUCCUCUGCACUGGUCUCAACAUCAGAUCGUCAUACAAGUACCCAGAAACAGCUACAGCAGCAGCAGCAGUGGGAGCAGACAACGAAUACAGCAACGACUGAAGCUGAUGGGCCACACGAAAGCCCCACCCUCAGUGCUGAGUCCACACAACCCCCUGACGAAACCCUGACGCAACCAUUGCAGGAGCAGGCGGCCCCCAGUAGAAGAAGGAGGAGGAGUGGGGCGCAGAGAAGAAAGAAGAAGAGGGAAAGGGAAAGAGAAAUCGCUGCAAUUUCCCUAUCCUGUACCAAAGAGACGACGUACUGAGAUGUGCUCCUCCGGAACAGGGAGAACAUUAAUAUAAAGAAUCUGGGGAUCGACAACAUGUUGUGCAGAAGAGAGCUCACGGACGCAAGUACGAGAUAAAGGGGUAAUUGAGAAGGCCGACUGGGUGGCAGAGGCCUUGAGGAAUGCCAUCUCAGAAGCAAGAAUUACUUGCCCUCUGCGCACUAUGCAAGGCGAAUGCCGGCCUGGCUCACUGAGAAGGGGUACUGGGCGAAUAUGUAGUACAUUUAUGCUCGAUACCGCCCACCCCCUCUCUCCUCAACGAGUUAGUAUUAAGCAUCGGGAGGUUUUUUACUCGAUAGGCGAUCUGAACCUGGGAGUAUGUUCAGGCGGGUUGAAUCCAACACUCCCCUGAGUACCGGGCUCAGGGGGCCUAUGAAGGUUUUUCCUCCUAACGAAGCAAAAAAAAAAGUCUCUCGGUAAUGUAUCUAUUCGUCUGUCCAUCAAUUUAAUGAAAUAUUCGACAAUAUCGGAGAAUCUUCAAAAGUCUCAAAAAUUAUGAAUUCAGCUAGAAUUAUCGAAAAGAUAUAGGUUAACUAUUAUUUUUCAAGUUAAAUUAAUCGAUAAAAGAGAGACGGUAGAAUUAUCGGUCGAUUUAGAAUUAUUGGUAAAUUUUUAUCUUCAAGGAAGUAUAAUUUCUCAUAUGAUUUUCUUUAGCUUUUUUAUGAUGUAUUAUUAUUUUUAUUGCAUAAAAAAAUUUUCUAGCACAUAUUAAAAAUCGAUUUUUAUGCUAUACGUGAAAAGAGAUAUAACCUAUAGAAGCUUAUGUAUCGAUGCAAUAGUAAUAUCGAUGCAUAAUAGUGUCGUGUUUUCCUAUUGCAUUUGUAGUUUAUAUUUUGCAUAUAGAUAUUAUAUACUUGUGGCAUUUCUGAAUCGAGUCGCCAGAAGGUAUGAUAGUCGCACCAGAAGAAAACUGGCAAGCCAAUCAGAAAACAGAACAACUAUAGCGCAUGCUAUUGGCCCAAAUUUUCAAUGUAGACGAUUUAGUUAAAAACGAAUUGUCAGUGUAGAUAGUCGUUUUUAAAUAAACCGAUAAAGAGAAUAAUAUAUUCGUGAAUUUUCAUGGCAUUCUUUCGGGAACUUUAAAAAUAAAGGAAAAUAAAUGUGUCAAUGAUCUUAAUCAACAUGGGCACUUAUACGCUACGAGUGAAAGGUAUUUAUAAGUCUUAAUUAAUACAUUUAGAGAAACAUAACAAUACAACAAAACAAUCGAAAGUAUUCUUAUGAUUAUUUUCGAAUUUAACGAAGAUAUCGUCAUUAUUUUUAUAUUAUCUUUAUCGAUCUUAAGGAUCAAUAAUUUUGAUUCAUUUAAUUCCUAACUCGUUAAAUAAGAUAUUGUUCAUUAAUUUAUAUUAUUACAUUUUUAUAACAAAAAUUAUCUCUAUCCUAAGAAUCAAUGAUUAAUUUUACAAUACAUUUGUUAAUAUCUUAGAUAUUAUUCAUUUAUUAUUAAAUUAUUUAUAAGACGUAAAAUAUAGUAUUAUCCUUUAAUUUAUUAUUAUACUUUCGAGAAAAAGAAAAAAAAAUGUAAUUAAUUAAUAAUUCUUCUCAUAAGUUAAUAAACUUCACGUGGUGUGAUUUAAUGAUCGA